AUGCCACCUUCAGGGAUUACUGCUGCCGCCUGUUUUGGGAGAGGUUAUCGGGAGAGGGAUUUUUAUCAUAUAAGAGGGCUUCUACUCGGAGGAUGGAAGGAGAUAUCUACUGACCUCAGCACUCACAAAAGGAACCAUGUGCAGCCCCAACUCCAGCCCAAACAAACCACCAUCAUGGAAACUAUUGCAUAUGGUGUGAGUAGUGUUAUCUACAAAAUGGAGCACUUAAAAUCAACUAUUAUUAAACAUCCUUUUCCUGAUCACCAAGAUGACCUCCGGUGUGAGCAACAAGCUUAUGAACUGUUGGGCUCCCAUCCGCGGAUUGCCAAAUACCACGGCCGCGCCAACAAUAACCUCGCAUGCGAAAUUGAGUACUACCAGAAUGGCUGCAUCGACCAGGCUAUGCUGAAAAUACCAGAAAUUCUAUAUCUCAAAUGGUCGGAACAGAUUGCUGAGGCACUGGUGUUCGUGCAUAGCAAAGGCAUUAUACACUGCGACAUACGAUCCCCUACUGUCCUCGUCACAGAUACUUUUGACGUCGUCCUCGCCGACUUUGCAUCAUGCCGUAUAAAUGGGGUGAAGGUGUCUACGGUGACCAACAACACUAGAUAUCGUCCGCCCAGCUAUGAGGAUUCAGGCUAUAAGGUUGGCUUUCAGGAUGACUGCUUUGCAUUUGGAAGUCUGGUUUAUUUUCUGCUUACCAGAGAAGCACCCUAUAAGGAUUUACCAGAUCAUGAAGUCGUUAAUCUUUAUGUUGCAGGAACCUUUACAGAUGUGUCAAAUUGGCCGAUAGGUGCUGUAAUCGAGAAAUGCUGGCGUGGAGAAUACUUGAGUGCUACGCAGCUAUUAAAAGAUAUCAGCAACCACAGCACGGUCCCUUUGGUUGAUCCAAGUGAGGGUAGCGAGAUUGAACCCAUUGAGAUGUUCGACCUGAACGGCCCCUUAAAGCCCGAGCCGAAAGCGGCCCAAGGUCAUUACGCCAAUGUCCCCUACUGA
Molecule: messenger RNA, 996 nt
Organism: Uncinocarpus reesii 1704
Lineage: Eukaryota; Fungi; Ascomycota; Eurotiomycetes; Onygenales; Onygenaceae
Exons: 5
Coding region: 1-996 (331 amino acids)
Biological process (GO): protein phosphorylation
Molecular function (GO): ATP binding; protein kinase activity
Source: RefSeq, a predicted model, not a curated record